Messenger RNA from Lactuca sativa (garden lettuce), 562 nucleotides. RefSeq lists its product as uncharacterized. Gene Ontology annotation, biological process: mRNA splicing, via spliceosome. The record is from RefSeq and is a predicted model, not a curated record. Lineage: Eukaryota; Viridiplantae; Streptophyta; Magnoliopsida; Asterales; Asteraceae. Gene Ontology annotation, cellular component: U2 snRNP; precatalytic spliceosome.
UAUCAGUAAGCUACAAGUUUCUAUUUCUGGUGAUCAAUCGUUAGUGCUUCGAAGUUUGUUGCUCACAAACAAACGAUUAGAAGUAAUCCAUCAUAGUCAAUAGUAGAAUAGCUUCUGAACAAUCUGAAAAUCUGAACUUACACCAGCAAGGGCAAUAUGCAGGCUAGUGACAGGUUUAAUAUCAACUCUCAACUUGAGCAUCUUCAAGCUAAGUAUGUGGGAACAGGACAUGCAGACAUGAACAGAUUUGAAUGGGCAGUUAAUAUCCAAAGAGACAGCUAUGCAUCAUAUGUUGGGCAUUAUCCAAUGCUUGCAUAUUUUGCAAUAGCAGAAAAUGAAUCAAUUGGAAGAGAACGCUACAAUUUUAUGCAGAAAAUGUUGUUGCCAUGUGGUCUUCCACCAGAGAGAGAAGAGGAAUAACGCAAUGAGGUUCUUCAUGGGGAGAUUUAUAGUUGUUUAUGAUUGCAUUAUGAAAAACUUGUGUAGCAUCAACUUGAUGUGAGGAUAAGAAAGUAUGUUGAGUUUUUUAUGUUUAUGUCACAUGUAAUAUGUUCUCUAUUAA